UGAAAUUUACUCAAAAUUAAAAUAAAGAGCAAGUAAUUAGGAAGAUAAAACGCAGUUUAUUCUGGGCAACCUGUGGCUUAUGGAUGUGCGUAUGUUGUGGCAGAAAAAGAAGCACGUAGAGGUUAACUAGUUGAGCUAGAUUGACUAUCUGUAUAAAACAGAUGCAAGCUCCAGGCAGACAUCACGCUGCAUCAUUAGAUUGAUAUUAUCUAAUAUAACUUGAAGCGCAAAGUGUGUAAUUAUUUGGUGUUAGUGCAGCAUGCAUUCAAAGGGUAUGAAGAUUACUGGUAAGCCUUUGAAGGUGCGAAAGGGUGCAUGGGGUUCUGAUGAGGAUGCUCUUCUCAGAAAAUGUAUUGAAAAGUACGGUGAAGGGAAGUGGCAUCUUGUCCCUCGUAGAGCAGGGUUGAAUAGAUGCAGAAAGAGCUGUAGACUAAGGUGGCUCAACUAUCUACGACCAACUAUCAAGAGAGGGGACUUCGAUGCGGAUGAAGUGGAUCUCAUGGUGCGGCUUCACAGGUUACUGGGGAACAGAUGGUCACUAAUUGCCGGAAGACUUCCCGGAAGGACAGCUAAUGACGUCAAGAACUUCUGGAACACCAACUUUCAGAAAAAACUUGCAACUACCAGCUACCAUGGCCAGAAACAGGUGGUGGAAGGGGAAGAGCUCAUUAAUCGGAAACAAACAUGCAGUGCGACUACUCAUGAAGUUGUGAAGCCCCUUCCCCGGACCUUAUCAAAAGGGGCAAGCGUACCCUGCUGUAAUCUGAAUACCCAUUGUGACAUGCACUCUCCUUUGCCUGGGGAAAUAAUAUAUGAUAAAAUUAGCAGCAGCAACAUCAACAACGACAACAAUAAUAAUAUAAUCAUCAACAAGAUAACAUCACCAGGAACACCGCUGCAAGAUCAGGAUGGCAUCGAGUGGUGGAAGGAUAUUUUUGCAGAAAUAGGGACCCAAGGUCAAGAAGAAGGUUCAUUAGAGGGACAGUUAAUGGCAUCCUCGGGUGGUUUGAAAAAUUUAGAAGCUGAAAGUGGUCUAAUUUGGAAGAAGGAUGAAUCAUUCGAUCCAGCAACUGCAACCACCGCCUUACCAGAUGAAGAUGUCCGGAGUUGCUGGAGUGACAUUUUGGAUCUUCUGAACCAGGACUAUAGUUGAUUAAGUUGCAAUAACAAUUUAAAUGCAUUCAGUAGCCAGUCUUUAAUUAUCGAAAAGAGAUUUAUAGACAAGUUGUAUUAGUAUUUUGAUGCAGUCUGGUGUUUGUUGAUAUGAAUAUGUGUAGUUGUUUAUUGUCUUCUGAAUAACUUCUUAGGUUACAAUAUUUAUCACGCUUCUAUGUUGACUACAUGCAGCUCCUAUUGUGAUCAUCAACUUUACAAAAUUAACGACGGUGUAUUUAUAUAAAAUCGGGUGGCUUUUUUUUUAAUGUUAGUAUAUCAUAUCAUGAUUUCUUAGUGUUAUGCCACAGCCCAGUUAGAGGAAACAGAAUCCCGAAGACAAG
Daucus carota subsp. sativus is the source of this 1496-nucleotide messenger RNA. Its product is annotated as transcription factor MYB75. The record is from RefSeq and is a predicted model, not a curated record. The transcript is spliced from 3 exons. Lineage: Eukaryota; Viridiplantae; Streptophyta; Magnoliopsida; Apiales; Apiaceae. Bases 260 to 1153 code for a protein of 297 amino acids.